This is a messenger RNA of Zingiber officinale, 3179 nucleotides long. Its product is annotated as WD repeat-containing protein 44-like. The record is from RefSeq and is a predicted model, not a curated record. Gene Ontology annotation, molecular function: protein binding. Bases 177 to 2729 code for a protein of 850 amino acids. NCBI's taxonomy places the organism in Eukaryota, Viridiplantae, Streptophyta, Magnoliopsida, Zingiberales, Zingiberaceae. The transcript is spliced from 7 exons.
UGGCAACACCACCCGGUGCCUUUUUUUAUGUGCACAGUGCCGGGCGGUGACGAAAUCGCAUCGCGUUUCGGCUUCGAUCCGUUUGCUAUUCCUGUUCGGGCCAUUCUUCUCCGUCGGCCGCGUCCGAUUUGAACUGCCGCCGUCUCGCCGCGUCCGACGCGGGCGACGAUGGCGAUAUGAGGGGGUCCGACUGGGAAGCGCCGGCGGUUGCGAGGGAGGAGGAGGAGUUAUACUACGAGUCCUUGGACCGCGUGCUGUCCUCCUCGAGCUCCUCUACUUCCGCUUCCGAUGACGACGCCGACCACCGACAUCACCGCCGCUUCCUUCGCGGCCCGAGCUUCCCGCCGCCGCUCUCAAGCUUGUACGACGUCUGGAUCUCGGAGCCGUCCUCCGUGGAGGAGCGCCGGAACCGACUCCUAUUACAGAUGGGCCUCGGCGGGGACCCCGCCCUCGCCCUCGCCCUCGCCCUUCCGAAGUCCCCAUCCCGUGACGCCGCCGAUUCUAGGACUGUGGAGCAGGAGGUUGGUCCGUCGGCCGUCUCAUUCCCUGAUUCCUUGCGGUCCGAUGUCGCGGUGAUCGUCAGAUCCAGAUCGGAUGGCUCCGUCGAUCCUAAUUGUGUUCGUUCGGAACGGACUGAGCGACGUGCAAUCUCGCUUGGGUCCGGGCCGGCGACCGAUAAGCCGCCUCUCGUUGGGCGUUCCUGGUCGCUGACUGCGGCUAAAUGCAGUGGCUUGGAAAACGGGUGCCUUCAGCAGCCCUGUACGAUUAGGAAUCUGGACGAUGGCAGCGAGUUCGUGGUGAAGGAGAUGCGGCAAGAUGGAAUGUGGAACAAACUGAAGGAGGUCGGGACGGGGCGGCAGCUCACGAUGGAGGAAUUCGAAAUCUUUGUCGGCCGCUCCCCGCUCGUACAGGAGCUCAUGCGGCGGCAAAGCGUCGAGGAGUCCAGGAGCGACGAGAGCAAGAGGAACGAUUAUGGUUCUGGCGGACCUGGUGGUGGGUUAAGGGCCGGCGAAGGGGAUCUCAGGUCGAAGAAGAAGGGUAGCUGGCUCAAGAGCAUCAAGAACAUAGCAGGCACGGUGGUCUCCGGAGGGCACCACCAACGGGAAAGGCGGAGUAAUGAUGAGAGAGAAACUUCGUCGGAGAAGGGAGGGAGGAGGUCGAGUUCGGCCACCGAUGAUAGCCUUGACGGUUCGCAUUCUAUUUCUACCCACCACGGGCCCGAGAGAAUCAGAGUCCGGCAGUACGGCAAGUCGUAUAAGGAACUCACUGGUCUUUACAUUACUCAGGCGAUUCAGGCGCACAACGGAGCUAUCUGGACCAUCAAAUUUAGUUUGGACGGUCGACUUCUAGCGAGUGGAGGUGAGGAUUGUGUUAUCCAUGUGUGGGAGGUGGCCGACUUGGAGAAAAGGGCAGAGUUUUUCCCGGAGGGAGAGACUGGGGAGAAUGAUAAUUGUCAUCCUCUCAUAUCAGUAUUCGCUAAUGGUACGCCGGAACCUGCCGUAGCUUUGUCCUCUGUGGAAGCAAGUCACUGGGAGAAGAAAAGAUGGUCAAAGGUCCCUCAUAGCAGACGAUCUGUGAGUUCCGACCACUUAAUGCUGCCAGAGCAUGUUUUAGCUUUAUUGGAGAAGCCAAUCUUCUCUUUUAGGGGCCACACAAAAGAUGUCCUUGAUCUUUCAUGGUCCAAGUCCCAGCAUCUGCUAUCAUCUUCAAUGGACAAAACAGUCAGAUUGUGGGACACAUCUCUCUGUUCUUGUCUAAAAACAUUUUCCCACAGUGACUAUGUUACCUGCAUCCAAUUCAAUCCUGCUGAUGAAAAAUACUUCAUCAGUGGAUCCCUAGACAAGAAAGUCCGUAUAUGGAGUAUUCCGGAUCGACAAAUUGUUGAUUGGAAUGAUCUUCAUGAGAUUGUCACUGCAGUCUGUUUUACCCCAAAUGGACAGGCUGCUAUGGUGGGUACGCACAAGGGUAGUUGCCACCUCUUUGACACAUCUGAGAAUAAGCUUCACGUCAAGGAUCAAAUUUACUUGCAAUCAAAUAAAAAUAAGUCCAGCAACAAGAAAAUUACUGGCUUUCAGUUUGUUCCAGGUAGUUCCUCUGAAGUUCUUAUUACAUCGGCAGACUCAAGAAUACGUGUUGUGAAUGGGGUUGAUCUAGUGCACAAGUUUAAAGGAUUCCGCAACACAAGCAGUCAGAUAUCGGCUUCAAUGACCCCAAAUGGGAAGUAUGUGAUUUGCGCUAGCGAGGAUUCUUAUGUGUAUAUCUGGCGAUACGAUGCUUGCUCCCAACCUAGUAAGGCCAAGGGCAUUGUCAAUUCCAUGCAAUCUUAUGAGCACUUCCAAUGUCAGGAUGUGACUGUGGCAGUUGCUUGGCCAGACCCCAAUGCCACAGGGCUGGUUGCAGGGCACAGCAACAUGCAAAAUGGCUUCAGUCUGGUAUCUGCUAUCGAAGCAGAGGGACAAACACAGAUCAACAACUUGCACAAAAAUUCAUCAUUAUCAGUCUACUCUCGGAGUCCAGUUCAUCGUGGCAUUCCUUCGAGGACUGAUUCUCCAACUUGGUCCAAGGAGAAGCUCCCGAGAAACGAGCUUAGCCCUCAGAGCAGUGGUGAGCCUCACAAUGGGGCUUUGCUGGUGCAAAGCAAGCUAGCUUGGGGGAUGGCUAUCGUUACCGCUGGACAAGGUGGUGAAAUAAGAAUAUAUCAAAAUUUUGGCUUUCCAUUUCGAGUUUGAAGGUUUGUAUUAUCCUGGAACUGGUGCUUUGGAUCUCAAUUCUCAGCGACAGAAGUUGCAUUCCACUAGAAGACUACGGUUCCAGUUUUCGUGUGUAUAGAUACAAUUAUUUGGUUUUAAUUUUUUUGUCUGUAGGUAAAUUAAGUUCCUUUAUUUUAGUUUACCCACUACCAAGAUUGGAGUUCAAUUAAGCCAAAAACCACACAGCACCAAAUUGAAUGUAGCAUUAAGGUAGCUUAAGUGUUUCUGGAUAUAUAAAGAUGCUUGUCCAAGUUACUAGGGGCCAGUGUAACCCAUUGCCUUAGUUUAGCAAGAAGCGAUAAUCCUCUCUACACAUCUGCUAUCUCGUCUAAGGAAUAGGAGCUUUUGAAAAGGUGAGGAAAGUCAUUUACUUUCAAGAUAGACGAAAUUUUGAUUUGUGAAAUUCUUAAAUGAUGCAUUUAACUUUCA